Molecule: messenger RNA, 858 nt
Organism: Pipistrellus nathusii (Nathusius's pipistrelle)
Lineage: Eukaryota; Metazoa; Chordata; Mammalia; Chiroptera; Vespertilionidae
Source: the annotation of a GenBank genome assembly
AUGAAGGUGGCUGUGGGCCCAGACCCUUCCCUGGUCUACAGGCCUGAGGUGGACCUGGAGGCAGCCAAGGACCAGGGCAGCUUCCGGAACUACACCUCCGGCCCACUCCUGGAUCGCGUCUUUGCCACCUACAAGCUCAUGCACACACACCAGACGGUGGACUUCGUCCGGAGGAAGCACGCCCAGUUCAGCAGCUUCUCCUACAAGAGAAUGACCGUCCUGGAGGCUGUGGACAUGCUGGACGGGCUGGUGGACGAGUCGGACCCCGAUGUGGACUUCCCCAACUCCUUCCACGCCUUCCAGACUGCCGAGGGCAUCCGGCAGGCCCACCCCGACAAGGACUGGUUCCACCUCGUGGGGCUCCUGCACGACCUGGGGAAGGUCCUGGCUCUGGCGGGGGAGCCCCAGUGGGCGGUCGUCGGCGACACCUUCCCCGUGGGCUGCCGGCCCCAGGCCUCUGUGGUUUUCAGAGACUCCACCUUCCAGGACAACCCCGACCUGCAGGACCCUCGAUACAGCUCGGAGCUCGGCAUGUACCAGCCGCACUGUGGGCUGGAGAACGUCCUCAUGUCCUGGGGCCACGAUGAGUACAUGUACCAGAUGAUGAAGUUCAACAACUUCUCCCUGCCCCCCGAGGCCUUCUACAUGAUCCGCUUCCACUCCUUCUAUCCGUGGCACACGGGGGGCGACUACCGGCAGCUGUGCAGCGAGCAGGACCUGGCCAUGCUGCCCUGGGUUCGGGAGUUCAACAAGUUUGACCUCUACACCAAGUGUCCCGACCUGCCGGACGUGGACCAGCUGCGGCCCUAUUACCAGGGCCUCAUUGACAAGUACUGUCCUGGGGUCCUGAGCUGGUGA